Molecule: messenger RNA, 2577 nt
Organism: Metopolophium dirhodum (rose-grain aphid)
Lineage: Eukaryota; Metazoa; Arthropoda; Insecta; Hemiptera; Aphididae
Exons: 3
Coding region: 421-2577 (718 amino acids)
Source: RefSeq, a predicted model, not a curated record
AAUAUAUUACAAUUUAAAUAAAAUGUAUCAUAGACUUAACCAUAUUAUUAUAGUGACUUAAUCUAUGACCGAAGUCCACUACAACCCUACUAUACAGCAGAGCGAGUUCCCGGUUUUUUUUUUAAAUUAACUUCUACAUUUUUAGUAUGGUGUAAAUAUUACGAACAUUUUAAUGAUUAACAAGAUAUAUAAUUAAUUGUGGUUUAGUUUUAUAUAUACGUAUAUACUUUUAAUUUAUCCAGAGAGCACAGUGAUCAAACUUCUUCAAAUACACAAAUUUCAGUCUCACCUGUACCUGUUGAUGUAGUUCCAAAUCCUGCUCUAACUGAAAAUUGUACACCUGCUAUUUCCCAAGCUGCAAAAGUCUCUUUUUCAUUAUCUCAAGAUGAUGUUAACCUAGCCCAACCAUUAGCUACGUCUAUGGAAUAUGACGUAAAUUCUGAUGUUGAUACGCACAAGCUAGAAACAAGUAUUUCACCUAUCAAGAAUCAUGAACACACUAUAGUUGGACGACGAAUUUUAGAUUUAGCUUAUAUAUGUCAACAAAUUAAAGAAAAAGAUAAUCACGACCCAUACGGUUGCUCAUUUAAGGACAUGGUUUGUGUCAAUGAAAAAAAAAUUGGUUUAAAAUCAUCUUUUGCAUUUAAAUGCAAUUUUUGUCUGAAAACAUAUACAAUUGACUCGGAAAGUUCAGAAGCGAAUAUGACGGAUAUAAAUAUUGCUGCAGUAGCUGGUAUAAUGAAUGUGGGUGGAGGAUUUAGUCAGCUUCAAACUAUGACCGCUUCUUUGGAAAUACCUCCCUUAAGUCAGUUUGUGUACAAUAAGUCACAUGAUAUAGUUUGCAAAUCAUUUAAUGAAUGUGCUCUUAAAGAAAUGGAGGCAGCUGCAAAAGAAGAAGCUCAACUAGCCGUAAGUGCCGGAGACAUAGAUACUGACGGAACUCCCCUUAUUUCAGUAGUUGCAGAUGGAUCCUGGUGCAAACGGUCUUACAGGUCAACUUACAAUUCAUUAUCAGGCGCUGCUGCAAUAAUUGGGUAUAGAACGAAAAAAGUUUUAUUUUUGGGAGUAAAAAAUAAAUACUGUUCAAUCUGUAUUCGUUCUGGUCUUGGUUCAAAAGAAGUUAAAGAACAUUGUUGCACUAAAAAUUGGUCGGAUAAAAAUGGAUCGUCGGGUAUGGAAGCAGCUGUAAUAGUUGAAGGUUUUAAACAAAGUGAACCUAUGUAUGGUAUAAGGUAUCAAAAAUUGAUAGCCGAUGGAGACUCAAGCGUAUACAAAAAAAUUUUAGAAGCAAGGCCUUAUAAAAAUUUAACUGUACAAAAAGUUGAAUGCCGUAACCACCUUCUUCGUAAUUUUUGUAACAAACUUAGAGAUAUAACUACGAAAAAACAAGCAGGUCAAUUAGCUCAUAGAAAAUUGUUAUCACGUAAUAUUCUACGAAUGCGAAAAGGUAUAGUGAAAGCUAUUGAAUAUAGAAAAAAAGAAAAUUCAGUUAUAGGACUCAGAAAUGAUAUUUUAAAUGUUGUCAAUCAUGUUUUCGGUGAUCAUAGUAGUUGCUCAAAAUAUUUUUGUGACAUAACCGACGAUAAUAAUUCAAACGAUAUUAAUUACAUGGAAAAAAUUUUUAGUACAGAUAGAGUGUUUAUAGAUAGCGUAAUGCAACCUAUUAGGUAUCUUGCUAGACAUACUUCAAGCUUGAUACUGAAUGUUGACAGCAAUAUAGUUGAAUCUUUUAAUGCCAUUAUUGCAAAACUUAUAGGAGGGAAAAGAGUGAAUUUUGCUCUAAAAGGGUCAUACGCUGGACGUUGUGCGAUUGCUACAGUUACUAAAAAUUCUAAAAGACCUUUUUAUUCUUUGCACAAGACAAUUUUAAAAAAUAGUCCCUUUAAAAAAUUGCCAUCAGUGAAAAUGGAAAUAACACGACGAGAUAAUCAAUUUCGUCAAAAUAAUCGCUUGACGAAAAAUAAAAGGUUUAAAAAAAAAUUAUUUGGUGUGAAUGACUCAAAUGCUUCAUAUGGAGAAAAUUCAAUGAAACCAGAUAUGAAUGAAAAUGAAUAUAAUAUAGAAAAAUUGGAAGUCAUUGAGUCCAUGAAAAAAAUUGCUGCACAAAGAGAGGUAAUAGAAAGACAAACUAUUAACCAAAGUUCUUGUCAGAAUUGGUUGGACAUUAGGCGUAAAUUACUUACUGCUUCAAACUUUGGAAGCAUAAUUAACCGUCGUCCAGACACGGGUUGUGAAAAUCUAAUAAAAAAUUUAAUUUAUACUAGUGAUGUUGAUACAAUAGCAAUGGAGUAUGGAAGAAAUCAUGAAAAUGAAGCUAAAAUUUGUUUAGAAAAUUUACUAAGUAUAAAAAUAAGAGAGUGUGGAUUGUUCAUUGAUGAGUUUAAUUAUUUCAUUGGAGCAACUCCAGAUGGAUUAAUUGAUGAAGAUGGCUUGGUCGAAAUAAAAUGUCCUCAAUCAGCUGCAGAUCUGACUCCCGAAGAAGGAAUUGAAAAAAAAAAAAUUAGAAUGGAAAAUACCGAUGUCGCAGUAUUAGAAAUAUUUACCAAAGCUUUAAAUCCAACAUUUUAUAGAUUCUGA